UCACAUAAAUUACACAUUUGUCUCAGAGGUCUUUACAGAGUGACUCGCCUACAAACAAGGCUUCAGUCACUACAUUUGUUCUUCCUCCUCCUCCUCCUCCUCUUCCUCAGGUUCCACCACCCCAUCCUGAGUCGAGUGGAGGAAUGUUUCCAGACUGAAUUGGACGUUGUUCUUCAGCUUCUUCGCUGCCAGGCUCAGAUUUCCGAGUGGAGUUUCCUUCCCGCUCUGCUCAGUCUCCACGACGCCAACUCCAAGCUGCUGGCCUGGGGUCAGUUGUUCCAGCGGCAGAAAGAGACCCGGAAGCACAUGUUCGGAGGUCAGUCCCAGAAGGCCGUGCAGCCGCCUCACCUGUACCUGUGGCUGCAGCGCUUCCAGGUGUUGCUGCUCGCUAAGUUCAGCUUCUACUUCCACGAGGCUCUGAGCCGGCAGACGGCAGCCGGGGACAUGAAGGCUCUGACGGCCCGCACCGCGCCCGACUUCAGCGGGAAGAUCUGCUCCUUCAUCAGGAAGCACGACGCCAGCAACGUGUCGCUGGUGUUCGACAACAGAUGCUCAGAGAGCUUCCAGGGACACGGGUACCAUCACCCCCACUCGUACCGUGAAGCUCCUAAAGGCGUGGAGCAGUUUCCGGCCGUGGUGUCGCUGCCGACGGGCGAGCGUCCGCUCACCCAUUGGCCGAACGUCAUCAUGAUGAUGGGCGACCACGCCGCAGAACUCAACACGCUGGACAAGGUGGUUCACUUCUACGACGACAAGGUGACGAGCACCUACUUCCUGACCAGGCCGGAGCCACACUUCACGCUCGUGGUGAUUUUUGACGGCAAGAAAUCGGAGAAAGAUCUUCACAUCGCCGCUUUCCUGCAGGAGAUCUCCGGCUCGCUGAGGAACACCAAGCCCUUCAGCUCGCUCAAACCCGGGUCCAAGGGGUGAAGAAACCGCCAUCAGCAAGUACUAAUACACACAACACUGCAGUACUGUACUUAUGUGCAAUACUGAGGGACUUUACUUCUACUGUGCUACAUUUCAGAGAGAAAUAUCGUCCUUUUUGCAUACUAUACCUAUUCAACACCUGAAAUGAAAAGUCAUUUUGCAAAUAAAUAAUGUUUAACAUUAUAAAACACAUGAUCAAUUUAGUAAAUAUCAUGCUUUCAUUCAGAAACUCAGCUUUUGAGUCCUUUUAGUCCUUUCAGCUCCAACCCGGAUCCAAGGGCGAAAAGAAACUGCUCUCUGAUUAAUAACACGCUCCAGAUGUUCUGUGGUCCAGCUUCAGGCCGUUGAGUUUCUGUGUGUCUAUUAUUUGUAUUUCUUUGCAUGCACAUAAGACUGCAAUACAAACAUUCAGAUUAUCAAAUGUGCCAAAAAUGUUCCAGACCAAAAAGAAACUGUUGUUGGAAAUGCUUAAUUUAAUUUUAAUGUUUUAUUCUGUUUACUUUACAUUUGAAUUGUCUUCAUUGAUCCAAGUUAAAUAAAGCUUUGAGAUUAUUUCA
Messenger RNA from Notothenia coriiceps (black rockcod), 1487 nucleotides. RefSeq names its product KICSTOR subunit 2 (gene kics2). Lineage: Eukaryota; Metazoa; Chordata; Actinopteri; Perciformes; Nototheniidae. The record is from RefSeq and is a predicted model, not a curated record. The transcript has 2 exons. Gene Ontology annotation, biological process: negative regulation of TORC1 signaling; protein localization to lysosome; cellular response to glucose starvation. Gene Ontology annotation, cellular component: KICSTOR complex. The annotation marks the transcript as partial.